Molecule: messenger RNA, 2964 nt
Organism: Tetrahymena thermophila SB210
Lineage: Eukaryota; Ciliophora; Oligohymenophorea; Hymenostomatida; Tetrahymenidae
Product: LBP/BPI/CETP family, carboxy-terminal domain protein
Exons: 6
Molecular function (GO): lipid binding
Source: RefSeq, a predicted model, not a curated record
AUGAAAAGUGCUAAAACAAUCGCUAUGAUGGCAUUAAUUUUUGCCAUCUCAGCCAGUGUUUCAUAUGGUUGGAUUCACACCCAUUACUAUCCUCCUAAAACUGACGUAUUAGGACCUGCUAGUAGAACCUUCCUUACCAUGAAGGCAUUCACUGAUUUAAUUUUACAAAACAUGGUUCUCCAUUAAUUCGACCCUGACUUCAAAAAUAUUGCUAUUGCCAGUAUGGAUCACGUCUACAAUGGAAUCCCUCUCCAAUUCUAGCUCUACAUGAAGUAUGCUAAGGUUGAUCCUGAGUAAACAUCCAUUUCUCAAACAAACAAUACCUACGUUAUUAAUUCUAAGAAUGUCAACUUCGAUUUACAAUUACACUUGACUGUAAAUGGUAGAAACUACAACAUUCCUGCUCAUACUAAUAACGCUGAAUUUUCAAUUUACUUUGAAAUGGGUUUUGAUGAAUAAGGUCUUAUUUACGUUAACUCCACCAACACUGAUAUUGAUAUCAAGACAUACAUUAUCCCUGCUGGUUUCUUCGACGCUGAACUCGAUUAGAGUAUUGUUAUGGAAGUUCCUCUCCCUGAAGAAUUAAAACACAUUCCUCUUGAUGCCCUCAUGUCUGUAAUCACUGCUUCUUUUGAAGAUUAAUUAACAAAGAUUUUGAGAAGCUGGUUGACUGAUAUCUAGGUUUACGACACUAUUUCAUUGGACCGUAACUUCACUAACUUACCCUCCAUGGCUGGUGGAAAAGUUAUGAUUGAAAGAAAUAUGUUCUUCUACAACAACUAAGCUCCCAAGGCUAGACCCAGCAUUGCUCCUCCCACUGUCUUCCCUAGCAGAGACGAUCUUUCUCACAAGUAAGAAGAAACAUUGAUGGUUAAUGAAUAUUUCUUCAACUCUCUCUUCUACGCUAUGCACGAUGCUAACAUGCUUUAAUUCACCCUCACCAAUAACAAUAUCCCCAUCGAAUCUAAGCAAAAGUUGACUGUCUACUAAAUUGACCGUUUAAUUCCUGGCUUAAAGCAAUAAUUCGUUUAUGAUUUACCAAUGAUUGCUACCUUUAAAACAUUGGCUCAUCCCAAGACCACUAUUUUGGGUGAAGUCUUCUUCUUAAGAGAACCCAAGGUUAUGACCAAGGUUGAAUUAGAAAUGAAUCUCUUUGUUGAUUCUCCUACUGAUGGUUAAGUUUUGAUUGGUACUUUCGAAAUUACCAGUUAUGUUGAAUUAUCUAUGAGAAUUGAUGUCAACCAACUCUUCUUAUACUUUGAUGGUGUCCAAGUCCAAGAUUUCAAGAUUGCUAAAUAAGGUUUAUCAAACGUUAACUUAGAUGCUGAAAGAAUUAAAAACGCUGUUCACAGACUCUUCUUAGUAUCUAUUCCUAGACUUACCAACUUCUUGAUGUUAUCUCACGGUAUUAAGCUUAUGCCCUUCGAUAAUGUUGAAUUAAUCAACAGCAACACUGAUAUUGCUCCUAACCACAUCUCUACCCAAACUGAUCUCUUCAUUUUCGAUAUUAACAAGAAUCCUUACUAAUCUUUCCCUGCUAUGAAACUCAGAGUUUAAAACAGACUUUUCGAUAAGCUUAAAACUUAUCUUCUUGAACACUUAAUCCCUGAAGUUAAUGGUAUGAGAUUCCCUGACUAAUUCUUAGGUUCUAAAUUCGGUUGUUCAGUCACUGCUUAAGAUUUACACAUCCCCUAAUUCUCUGUUGAUAUUGCUAAUACUUAUUUCAGAGGUAAUGACUAGGGUAACUUCAACAUCCACAUUUCUCAAUUCAAAAUUGAAGGUGCUGGUUCAGUUAAAGCUGAAGAAAGAAUUAAAAUUUUGUUCUGGAAGAUUAAGCUCUUCUAAAUUACUGUUGGCUUAGAUGUUAUUUCUAAUCUUACUAGUUUUGAUGCCAGUGUUAAGGUUGAUUUAGAUUAAAAUGGUCAAUUGAGAGCUUUACUCCAAAACAUUAAUAUCAAUUGGGAUUUCUCCUUCCAUCUCAGAGGUAGCUUCUGGGCUAAGAUCAUUGACUUCGUUAUUCACCACAUUGGUCUCCACAACACAAUCAGAAAUUUGGUUCUUAAUAAGAUGACUGGUAUUGUUACUGAUAUGAUCCAAAAUGCUUUAACUAAGGCUCUUCAAAAGGAAUUAGUUGUUGACUUCGGAAAUAACUUAUCUCUUGACCUUAAGCAAACUACCACUCCUAUUGUCAACUCUCAAUUUGUUGAAUUCUAAUCUGCUUUCUUCUUCACUCCCUCUAACACUCACGAAAGACCUCCCUUCAAUCCUCCUGUCCUACCCGAAAUCAGUACCAAUUCUAAUGAUAUUGAACUCAUGAUCCACGAAUACUCCCUUAACUCUGCUGGUUACUUUGCAUUCGUCCAAGAUAAGCUUGACUUCACUAUCACUCAUGAAAUGCUCUAAAAAGAUAAUAAAUUCAACUUUACUGCUGAAGCUUUCAAGUGGACUAUUCCUGGAGUCUAUAAGAAGUUUGGUAAGGAUGCUAAGAUGAAUUUAGGUAUUGAAUCUUUAUUCUAUCCUUCCAUUAAGAUCCAAUCUAACAAGCUCUCUGGUAACAUUGCAGCCCUUUUGGACCUCUAAGUCAGAAAACCCCAAUUUGACUCUGAUGGUAACUAGUUAGAAGAUGAAAUCUACUCAGCUAUCACUAUUGAUUGUGAACUUGAUUUAUCUGCUAAGAUUUACGAAGAAAACCAAGUCCUCAAAUUCUCAGUCGAAAGUAUCAACUUCUCUAAGCUUGAAGCUUUUGGUGCUGAAGUUGAACCUGGUAUUCUCUUCAGAUUCUUCGGACAUUCUACUGUUAAUAAAAUAUUAAACUUCGCUCUUCCCUUCAUCAACGAACACUUAUUCGCUAACAAGGGUAUUGACUUAAAUAAAAUCCUUGUUAAGAACGUUCAAGUUUCAAAUAUUCAAAUCAGCUUAAACGAAGGUUACAUCUAUGUUGGUACCGAUGCCGACCUUGUUUGA